UGACCAAUCGCAUUUGGACAGUUCGAUUAAUUGACCAAUGCGAGCGAUCAAUUCCGUUGAAAAGAUCGAAGUCGAUCGGAGUUGGUAAACUGAUUUGACAGCACACACACACACACACACACACAUAUCUGACAAGCUACAGCUGUUUGACGUAUAAGAGAAUGAGAUGUUUGUAAGAUAAAACACUUUGCAAGAACGUUAAGAAUAUUAUACAUUGUCGCUAUGGUGGAAGCAGCUGGGUGUGGUGAGCUGCAACAGUUGGUGCAAGAAGAGGAGUGCGAAGAACCGCUUAGCCACGGAGGAGAAGCCACUCCUCCAUCAACACCUGCAAGAUCUCAACGUCCAAGCAAAACCGACACGCACAACUCCAAUGUAUCGCAACAAGUACUGUGGGAAAGCAAUACACAGAUAUCGCCGAUUAUUAGCAAAGGAAGUUCCGGUCAGGGAACGAGUCAAGGUUCUAUGGUUUCCGGUCGACUAGCCAAUACCUCAAGUUACAUUGGUAAUCAGUCUCGAUUGACGUAUCUCAAUGAAAAAGAGAAGCAGAGACCUAAUCGACCGGAUCCACCUAGAAUCACAAGGCAGCACAAAGGUGUGGUGCCAUGCAAACACCAUUGCUUUCUGUCAGAGGUUCCCGAUGUUCGCCACAUGGAGCAAGCUUUGCUGCAACUGUUGGAAGACUUUCACAGCGGCAAUUUACGAGCAUUUGGAAAAGACUGCAGUAUGGAACAGAUGACAGAAAUACGAGAGCAACAAGAACGUUUAGCCAGAUUGCAUUUUGAGCUGGGGCAGCGACAAGAAGUUGGCGGUGAGCAGUCAGGUCUCCGACAAUCGAGCGCAAAUAUGCGACAUUUGCUCCAUCGACUUCAGCAGUUAAGUGUUUGUAUAGAAAAGUUGCAUAGUAAAUAAUUACAGUUUUAUAGACAAUGAUAUAUAUACAUAUAUAUAUAUAUAUAUAUAUAUAUAUAUUGUGAUAUAUUCUCAUAAUGGUAUUU
Messenger RNA from Pseudomyrmex gracilis, 995 nucleotides. RefSeq lists its product as uncharacterized. The transcript has 5 exons. NCBI's taxonomy places the organism in Eukaryota, Metazoa, Arthropoda, Insecta, Hymenoptera, Formicidae. Bases 223 to 909 code for a protein of 228 amino acids. The record is from RefSeq and is a predicted model, not a curated record.